AUGGAGAAGUCGCAAAGCAAACCCAGGUUAUUCUUGCUUCUAGUUAUUCUAGGCGUUUCUUUGGGAGAUUCCAUGCCCCUGGAGGAUAUGGACUCUCAGGAAAUGAUUGACUUGACGGAUCUGGGCGAAACUGUUUUCGGAAAUCCGGAUGUGGAAACCACAGGAGCUUUGGUCGAGGCUCACAAUGAGGAUUCCGCGCAGAACCCCGAGGAGCUGGGCACCUACUACGAAGGAGACAUUUUGAUCCCGUUGAGCUACAGAAAUGCCCGAUCCAACGGCACCCGUAAUGGCAUUUUGGCGCUGAGUUCCCGCUGGCCGGACGGCGUAGUGCCAUACGAGAUAAAAGGUCCCUUUACAAGCCAGGAAUUGGGAAACAUCAAUCAUGCCUUUAAGGAGUACCACACCAAGACCUGUGUGCGUUUUAAGCCCAGGACCACUGAAAAGGAUUACAUCUCGAUAGGCAGUGGCAAGUCCGGCUGCUGGAGCAGCAUCGGACGCUUGGGUGGCCGCCAGGAGGUGAACCUGCAGUCGCCUAACUGCCUGCGAACCUACGGCACUCCCAUCCACGAGCUGAUGCACGCCCUGGGCUUUUUCCACGAGCAGAAUCGCCACGAGCGCGACUCCUAUGUCCGGGUGAUGAGUGCCAACAUCAAGCCCGAGAUGAUGGCCAACUUCGAGAAGUCCAGCUCCAAAACGCAGUCCGGCUUUGGCGUGGAGUACGACUACGGCAGUGUGAUGCACUACUCGGCCACCAGCUUCACCCGGAAUGGACAGCCCACACUGAAGGCGCUGCGAUCCUCCUCCGACGCCAGCCAGAUGGGUCAGCGACGAGGAUUCUCCGCCGGAGAUGUGCGCAAGAUCAACGCCAUGUACAAGUGCAAGGUUUAGACAAAAAGGGACCACCUCUCGACAUGCUUCACAAACAUAUCUAUCUAUUUAUCCGCCGCAGAUGUGCGCAAGAUCAACGAUGUGUACAACUGCAAAAACCAAAAUCGUUGAUUCAUGAAUAUCUCCAUAGGCCGUUAAACGAUAUAUGAAUAAAUAUCAAUUCAAAACAAAUAUCUGUAUUAUAUUAUUAUUUUUACAGUUCAUUUUAAUAUAUAAAAGUAAUUUAAUUCGCGGGCCACACUAAUCCCUGGGAUUUUAAAAUAACUUUUUAGGUUUCUAAAAGUAUGCAGUAUAGUACUCGUAUAUAGGAUAGUAGAAUUUCUGUAUGAAGUAAUGGCCUUCCCGAGUUUAAAGU
This is a messenger RNA of Drosophila biarmipes, 1243 nucleotides long. Its product is annotated as zinc metalloproteinase nas-1. Gene Ontology annotation, molecular function: metalloendopeptidase activity; zinc ion binding. The record is from RefSeq and is a predicted model, not a curated record. NCBI's taxonomy places the organism in Eukaryota, Metazoa, Arthropoda, Insecta, Diptera, Drosophilidae. The coding region runs from base 1 to 888 and encodes 295 amino acids. The transcript has 2 exons. Gene Ontology annotation, biological process: proteolysis.